CUUUUGCUGCAGCCGUGUCUAAAGAUAGUUGGAUCAUCAGCGUCCAAAGCUGCGUCAUCUUAAAUCAAGAUUCACACAACCGGACAGGUUAAGAGACCAUGGGUGAGCAUGAAGGGGUGAACUCAGUGGCUGCUAGUGAGACUGAGCCUGCCAGUGGAGAAACCCUAAUGGGGAAUUUGGAGCAGGGUGGAGAUGAAAGUGAUAUAAUGGUUGAGGUGAAGGGGUCUGAUGUGUUUGUUGAUGGGGAUUGCUUGAAGAAGGUGGAUUCAGAAUCCAAGACUGAAGAUUUGGAUGGUGGGGUUGAUCUUGGAGCAAAGGAGGUCCAAGAAGGGAAGACUGAAACUGGAGUUGAAGAUCUUCAAGAUGUUGCAGGGGCAGCUCGGGAUGUCGAUGAAAUGGAGUGUGCUGAGGCGGUGAGCGAACGAACUGAUGUUGCAGAGGCAGCACGGGAUGUCGUUGAAAUGGAGUGUGCUGAGGCAGUGAGCGAACAAACUGUCGUUGUAGAGGAAGUCGGGGAUGAGGAUACUGAAAAAGGAGUUGAAGGGGUUGAGUUGUCAUCUACGGGUGUUGAGUCAGAUGUUUCGGUAUCAAAUCCCGGGAAUGAACCUGCAAAUGAGCCAGAAUCGAAGAGUUCAGAGAACGAACCCGUUACUGAAAAUGCUGCCUCGAUUCCAAAAGAAGAUUCAAGUUCUAAAGAUGAAGCAAUUCCAAGAGAAGAGACCAGUACUAAAGAUGAUGUGAUUCCAGGAGAAGAGACAAGUACUAAAGAUGAAACUCGGCAUGAUUCUGUUACAGAUGCUGGAGUUUCUUCUUCAGAAAACGAGCAAGGUUUAGUGAAUUCAACUCUUUGCGAGGGGGUCGAUAAAGACCGUCCUGCUGAGUCAGAGAAUUCACAGAGCCAAUUAGCUCGUGAAGAUGAUCCUUUGAUGCCAAGAGAAGAGGAAACAACAGGUUUCAAAGAUGAAGCUAUGCGUGAUCCUGUUGCUAAUGUCGGAGUAUCAUCUUCAGAGAACGAUCAAGGUUUAGUGAACCGAACUGUUUUCAAUAAGGCUGAUACAGAUUGUUCUGGUCAUGACAACAAUAAAAUUUCAGAUUGUCCUUCUGAGCCAAGGAGUUCGCCAAGCGAAAUUGUUAGAGAAGAUGCUACUUUGAUGCCCGGAGAAGAAGAUACUAAUUUUAAAGACAAAGAUACGCAUAUUGAAGAUGCCGGACUAUCUUCUUUGGAGAAUGAUCAGAGUUUAGCGACUCCCGCUACUUGCCCGGUGAUUGAUAAAGAUUCUUCUGGACAUGCAACUGACAAGAUUCUAGAUAGUCCCGUCGAAGCUGCCACCGAGAGGGAAACUGGAGAGGUCAAUAAAGAUGAGAUUUUACACUCAAAGGCGGAAUCCAUGGAAAAUAUUGUUGACCAUAAAAACUCGCCUCAUAAUGAGGAGGGUUUGCAAGUAGAUGGUGAGAAGUGUACUGCAAUUUGUGAUAUGGUUGUUGCUGGUUCCCAAUCUCCCGAUGAGCGGGCUGAUGCUAGUGAUGGUUGUGGAGCUCGAGAAGUUGAUAGCAAGGGUUCUGAUAACCCUAAUUGUGGAGUCCUCGAUGAAUCUGAGUCUGACAAGAUAAUUCAGACUGAAGCUCCAAAAUCUGCUGAUAAUGAUGUGAAAGAUAAUUCCGAAGUCUUGCCAGAUCAGCAACCAUCAACAGAAUCCGGAACCAAUAAUAUUAACGGUGAAGAGUCAGAGCUAUCCCAUGCAAAAUGUAAUAACCUCGAGAAAGGAGAUGCGAUGGAAGUGGAGGUUGAGGGGGUACUAGAUUCCGAAAAUAGAACUAGUAUUCACUACUCGGAGAAUGAUAUAACCUUAGAAACCUCCAACAACACAGUAUGCCCAGCUGAUGUUAACGAGGAUAAGUUAGAUGUUACUAAUGCAACUAACUUAGGCCCCGCAAAAGACUCCGAUGUUGUUCAGACUGAUGCAAUGGAUAUUGACGAGGAUAAGUUAGGCUUUGUCAAUGCAACAAACUUAGGCUCGCCAAAAGACUCUGACAUUGUACAGACAGAUUCAGAAUUAUCUGUCAAGAACACUGUGGUUGUCCCGGCCAACACACAGGUGAUAGACAGCAAUACGGUUGCAAAAUCUGAACUUGAAGGUUUGGGUGGUCAUGAAUCUGCGCCAAAAGAUGAUGAGAAUGUGGGUCUAGUUAAUAAAGGGAAUCAGGCAGGAAAUGACUGCGCUACUGAUACUGAGAUGAUAGAUGAUAAUUCCACAUUUGAAUUCAUCGAUGAUGGGUUUUGGCAAGAAGAUGAAGGAAAAAACACGAUACCUAGAGGAGACAACGCAAGGAGUGAAGGCACUCCCGACAUGGGUUCUGUUCAAUCCCACGGUCAAAUUGGUACCGAGGAAUCUUUGGUUGAGUGUCAAGGCAAUGUUGUGCAAAGUGAUGCUACUCCCGGUACUGAUACCGAAAUUUGCAAUCAGAUGAGUUCCCAGUCUACCUGUAUCUCGAAUGAAGAGGUAGUUAUGCAACAAAAUCUAGUACUUACACCCGAGGCAGAUCAUGGCCAAAGCACAGUAAUGACAACUGUUGCUGAAGAACAAGUUGAAGGUGCUACUGGAUCUGGAGCCUAUAAUGAGGUGAUCGGCCAACAAGCAAUUGAGAUGGAAAAUGCUGAUGGUUUCUUGGACGCCCAUGUUCCAGAAACAACGGUUGUAGAUGAGCAACGGGAAGAAGAAAACGAGAAGCUUCAUUCUGAUGAGAAGCAUGAUAUUGGAGAACAAAGAGAAAUUCAAGAGAACGCUUCUCAAAUUGACCAGUCAUUGGUGUCGGGUGUGAAGGCAACAAAGCCUGCAAACUUUGCAAACAUAUAUCCCGGUUUUCUACUUCCUCCAGAAAAAUUGGGAAAAUUCACUGUUUCUGAUUUGGUGUGGGGGAAGGUCAGAAGCCAUCCCUGGUGGCCGGGACAGAUUUUUGAUCCAGCAGAUGCAUCGGAGAAGGCUGUUAGGUAUUAUAAGAAGGGCUGCUUUUUGGUCGCCUAUUUUGGGGACCGAACUUUUGCUUGGAAUGAUGCAACCGUACUGAAGCCGUUUUGGUCUCACUUCUCCCAGAUCGAGAAGCAGAGUAACUCAGAAACAUUUCAAAACGCAGUAAGGGGUGCCUUGGAUGAGGUUUCGAGACGGAUAGAGUUAGGCCUGGCCUGCUCUUGCAUACCCAAAUCUUCGUAUAACAAGAUUGCGUGCCAGGUUGUUGAGAAUACUGGUAUACGGGAAGAAUCAAGCCGAAGAUAUGGUGUGGACAAAUCUACUGGAGUGAAGUCAUUUACCCCCGAUAAGGUCUUGCUUUUCUUGAGAGGAGUGGCACGAUCGCCUACUUGUGGGGCCGAUCAGUUGGACCUUGUUAUUGCUCGUGCUCAGUUAUUGGCAUAUUCUCGUUUCAAGGGAUGCAGUGAGCUGUCAGAAUUCUUGUCAGGUGGAGAACUAUUGGAAAAUGACGAGGAGGGAGUUACUGUGAACAAGGGUCCCUCUCAUAAACGUAAACACAAUUUGAAAGACAGCUUGCAGCCUACGAAGAAAGAGAGGCGUAUGUCAGAGAUAAUGGGCAACUCAGAAUUAGACGAAACUCUUGCAGAUGGAUCAGACCGGACAAAGAGUGUCUAUUCUGCAAAAGUGUCGAGCACAACAUCAGUAACUCCUAAUCCACCGCCUUUCAAGAUUGGCGAACGCAUCCUGAGAGCUGCAAGCCACUUAAAAGGCGACAGUACUCAACCCGAGGCCAGUUCUCCCUUGCAGAACCCACCGAAGGAAAAAGUGGCGGGCCCAUCUGAACUCCCGUCUAUUGAUGAGUUGUUCUCCCAGCUUCAGUUGGUGGCGCAGGCUCCGAUGGGAGAUUAUAGCUUUUUGAAUACUUUUAUUCAUUGCAUUUUAGAUCUUAGAUACCCAAAGCACUCCGAGUUGCAGAAUUCAUCUACUGGAAGGCCGGUUGUUGGUAGAAAGAGGAGAGCAUCUCAGGCCCCCGAUGGGGCUGCCGAAGAUUUUGAAUUCGAUGAUAUAAAUGACUCAUAUUGGACUGACAGGAUUGUUCAAAACUAUUCCGAGGAGCAACUACUGCAGAAUGGCGAGAACGGUGGGAGAGAGGAAUUUCCGGUUUCACCCUUUGAUUCAGAAAAAGUUCAUAAAGCAACCCGUCGCUCAUACUCUAGGAAACGAUAUUCUAUUGGUAAUAAUGAAAUCGGGGUAGAUGAAUGCAACGAGGAAGCUGAGAAAAGGAAGCUCGAGCCAGCAGAGCUUAUCUUAAAUUUUGCAGAGGGCAAUCGGCUUCCUACAGAAAUGAGCCUUAAUAAGACAUUUAGACGGUUUGGACCAAUAAAGGAAUUAGAGACUGAAGUUCAUCCAGAUUGUGCCCGUGCCCGAGUAGUCUUCAAGCGGGGAUCUGAUGCAGAAGUUGCUUAUAGCAGUGCUGGCAAGUUCAAUAUAUUCGGGUCUAUGCAAGUGAACUACGAGCUCAACUAUACACCCGUUAUCUCAGUUAGACCACUGCUCCUUACAAUACCACAGGGCCAAGAGGAAGCAAUUUGAUCAGCAACUAUAAUAGUAUGAUAGUUCAGCCAAGAGAAGAGAAGAUGGAACAUUCAAUGAUAAAGCCACAGCCAUGCAAUCAUUAGCAAAAGAGGACAGCAAAGUAGAGAAGGUAACCAGACUUCAAUUCAUCUAGUUAGAACAAAGAGAUGAAAAAACGAAAAAACUGCAAAAUGUUUCGUGUAGAGUGGUGUAUUUUUCUUGUGAGCGGCUAACCACCGUGAAUUCUAUUAGAUGCUUUUUUUUUUUUUAAUCAGUCAACUUAGGACUCUCGUCGCCUUUUCUCCAUUUCUGUAUAUAUUUGAUUUGAUGAAGCUCUUGUCUUGCCUCCUUCAUGAUCUUGUUGGCUCAAAUAUGGAGAACUUCAUUCUGCUUC
This is a messenger RNA of Ipomoea triloba (trilobed morning glory), 4935 nucleotides long. RefSeq lists its product as uncharacterized. Bases 99 to 4559 code for a protein of 1486 amino acids. The transcript has 3 exons. The record is from RefSeq and is a predicted model, not a curated record. NCBI's taxonomy places the organism in Eukaryota, Viridiplantae, Streptophyta, Magnoliopsida, Solanales, Convolvulaceae.